AUGAGCGAAGUGACUACUAUUGGAAAGAUCCACCAUGUUAAUGUGGUGCAACUUGUUGGCUUUUGCUUUAACAACUCUAAACAAGCUCUCCUGUACGAUUUCAUGCCAAACGGAUCUUUGGAUAAACACAUUUUCUCUAAAGAUGGGGAUGAUUCUCUUGAUUUUAAGAAAAUAUAUGAGAUAUCUCUUGGUGUGGCUAGAGGGAUAGAAUAUUUAUAUCGGGGAUGUGAUAUACAAAUUUUACACUUUGACAUCAAGACUCACAAUAUUCUUCUAGAUCAAAAUUUCACCCCAAAAGUUUCUGACUUCGGGCUUGCAAGACUUUAUCCUGUGGACCACGACAUAGUGUCAUUAACCGCUGCAAGAGGAACCUUGGGAUAUAUGGCUCAUGAGCUAUUCUACAAGGACAUUGGUGGUGUCUUGUAUAAAGCUGAUGUCUAUAGUUUUGGAAUGUUGCUGAUGGAAAUGGCAAGUAGGAGGAAAAACGCUAAGGCAAAUAUUGAGCGUUCAAGUCAAGUUUAUUUUCCUUUGUGGGUUUAUGAUCAACUCAGCAAAGAAAACGAGGUUGAAAUGGAAGAAGUAGAAGGGGAAAGGGAGACAUCGAGGAAGAUGGUAAUAGUUGCCCUUUGGUGUAUACAGUUAAUCCUUGAUGAUCGGCCAUCAAUGAGUAGAGUCCUGAGCAUGCUUGAAGGAGAUAUUGAUAUAUUGUGA
This is a messenger RNA of Syzygium oleosum, 711 nucleotides long. Its product is annotated as rust resistance kinase Lr10-like. The transcript has a single exon. Lineage: Eukaryota; Viridiplantae; Streptophyta; Magnoliopsida; Myrtales; Myrtaceae. Bases 1 to 711 code for a protein of 236 amino acids. Gene Ontology annotation, biological process: protein phosphorylation. Gene Ontology annotation, molecular function: ATP binding; protein kinase activity. The record is from RefSeq and is a predicted model, not a curated record.